AUGGCCAGCCAUCACCGAUCGACAAGCUGGCCGUCUGUGACACAUCCCAACAAGAUUGAAAUUCAAGAAGCUCUGCACAGCAUAAGUUCGCUCAUCUCUACGCCGUCGGCCACCAUUGAAGGGGUAUACGAUGGUCUGAGGAGGCUUGGAGAUGUCUACAGCAGCAUCAACGAGGCCAUAUGCUUGCAUAGCAACCAGGUACAUGGGAGGAGGCUGGAGGAAGAAAUGGAGAGGUCGCUUCAGGUGCUGGAUCUCUGCAACACCAUGCAAGAAAGCUUCACUGACCUGAAGAUAACCAUCCAGGAGCUGCAAAUGGUUCUCAACAGAGGAGACCUCCCAGUAGCUCAGGUUAAGGCUCAAUACUACGCCCGCUUGGUGAAGAGGGCAAAGCAUCACUUGAAGAAAGCUGUCAGCAAGUCUACCUCAGAUGAUGAUACCUGGUUGGUCAGUUUAUUGACUACAGCAAGAGGAAUUUCUGUCUCAGCCCUCAAAUCUGCAGUGGAGCUCUUGUCGAAGCAAAUGGCUACCUGCAGCGCGAGCAAGUGGUCUCUUAUCACCAAAUCAAUCCAAAAGAGGAGAGUUUCAUGCGAGGAGUUGCAAUUGCAGGCACUGGAGUUGGGUAUUGUAGGCCUGGAGAGUUCAGUUGAGAAUCUUUUCAGAAAUUUGAUCCAAACCAGGGUCGCUCUUCUGAACACUCUCAGCUCGUAA
Messenger RNA from Panicum virgatum (switchgrass), 708 nucleotides. RefSeq lists its product as uncharacterized. Gene Ontology annotation, biological process: shoot system development; root development. The transcript is spliced from 2 exons. The record is from RefSeq and is a predicted model, not a curated record. NCBI's taxonomy places the organism in Eukaryota, Viridiplantae, Streptophyta, Magnoliopsida, Poales, Poaceae. The coding region runs from base 1 to 708 and encodes 235 amino acids.